This is a messenger RNA of Marasmius oreades (fairy-ring Marasmius), 1878 nucleotides long. RefSeq lists its product as uncharacterized. Lineage: Eukaryota; Fungi; Basidiomycota; Agaricomycetes; Agaricales; Marasmiaceae. The record is from RefSeq and is a predicted model, not a curated record. Bases 477 to 1784 code for a protein of 435 amino acids. Gene Ontology annotation, molecular function: heme binding; monooxygenase activity; oxidoreductase activity, acting on paired donors, with incorporation or reduction of molecular oxygen. The transcript has 15 exons.
AUUACAACGAUGCUGAUUCCAUAUCAAGCAGCCUAGUUUGGCUUCGUAUAAAAGCCGAGGUGUAUCUCGUGGUUGACAACCCCACUCACCAUGACCAUCUCCAUGAAUUGGGCCCUACUUCUCUCAAUCGCGUCUCUCGUCUUAACUCUCUUCCUAUAUCGUCGGUCUCGGAAGCCUUCGUUUGCGCAUAUUCCUGGCCCCAAAAGUCCCUCAUUUCUGAUAGGAAAUCUUGGGGAAUUGCUUCGUGCGCAGGCAGGCGAGACGGACUUUAAGUGGCAAUCCCAGUUCGGAGAUGUAGUUCGAUUCAGAGCCCCGUUUGGAGUAUCUAAUAAGCUUACUCUAUCCUGCCCAAGUACCGUUUCUGACCAAACAAUUAGGAAGACCGUCUGCUCAUAGCAGACCCGAACGCAAUCCACCAUAUUCUGCAAGGAUAUAGUUGGGCAGUCCCGACAGAGCGGCGUACGAGAUCCUUGGCUAUGAGCGGUCCUAGUGUUGUCUAUGCGGAAGGGGAUGACCACAGGAGACAGCGAAGAAUAAUGGCCCCUGGUUUUGGUACGCCCCAGGCGAAGGCCUUGGUGCCCAUCUUCUCCGCGGUAGCGUCCUCUGUCACGAACAAAUGGAAAGACCUGCUCUCGAUCUCAAAUGAUCGUUCUGAGGUAUUCAACAUACCUGCAUGGAUAUCACGCGCAACUCUCGAUGCUAUAGGUCUCGCUGGUUUCGACUAUGACUUUGGGGCUAUGGACAACGACGAUAAUCGGUUAGCAAAAGUGUACAAAAAUCUCUUUGCCGAUCUGUUCGCCGCUCCCACAAACGGAAUGUUUAUGGUGGGGACCCUGAUUUCAAUCCUUCCUGCCAAAGUCGCGCAGUGGUUUUUGGAAUACAACCCAAGCGCGAGGCUAGCGCGCGCUCGAGUUGUUCGUGAAGUUUCCCAAGAUGUCGCUCGUAACCUGGUCUCAGCGAAAAUAAAUGAGAUUGCGAAUAUGGAGGGAGGAAAAGACGUUAUGUCUCUGAUGAUCAAAGCAAACCUAUCGGAGAAUGCGCGGAGUAGGUUGAGCGAGAAAGAGCUGUUGGCACAAAUGCAAGUUUUAUUCAUAGCAGGCCACGAAACCACCGCAAACACCUUGAGUUGGACAUUACUUGAGCUUUCCCGGCGCCCCGAGCUGCAGACAAAGCUACGUCAAGAAAUCCAUACCAAGGAGCGCGAACUUGCUCGAGAAGAAAGAACGGAAUUCACUGCUGAAGAUUUCGAGAGCCUCCCUUAUCUGAGCGCAGUUGUGAAGGAAUCUCUCCGCUAUCAUCCGGUUGCUCUCCAUAUCGCCAAGAUGGCUAUAGACAACGACUGUAUCCCUCUCAGCAACCCUAUCACUACUACAGAUGGGAAGCAAAUCGAUCAAAUUACUGUCAGUAAAGGGCAAAUUGUUUUUCUUUCCAUUCCUGCUUAUAACAGGAAUAAAGCGGUAUUCGGAGAAGAUGCACACGUAUUCAGGCCUGAACGAUGGCUACAGAAAUCUGAAGGAAUGGGGAGUACAUCGGUAGGCGUGUAUGCCAAUCUUUUGACCUUCUCCGGAGGCGUCCGGUCAUGCAUUGGCUGGAGAUUCGCGGUUCACGAGCUUCAAGCGUUCUUAGUCGAGAUGGUCCGAAACUUUGAGUUUUCGUUAACACCGGAGUGCGAAAGGAUUCGUAGAGAGGCUUGUGGUGUUAUGGUUCCAACUCUCGCUGGCGAACUCGCAAAAGGAGUGCAGUGCCCGCUGAAAGUGCGGUGUGCUAGGAGGGAUGAGUACUGAGUACUGAGUGUUAUCCCGGACUCGACGGGUUCGAACCUGUACAUUAUAUGUAUCGCUCUCGUAGCUGUUGACCGAAAUGUGGAUGUGAGUGAAC